Molecule: messenger RNA, 1108 nt
Organism: Impatiens glandulifera
Lineage: Eukaryota; Viridiplantae; Streptophyta; Magnoliopsida; Ericales; Balsaminaceae
Product: actin-like
Exons: 3
Coding region: 72-1070 (332 amino acids)
Cellular component (GO): cytoplasm
Source: RefSeq, a predicted model, not a curated record
GAUUUGCGGGAGAUGAUGCCCCGAGAGCUGUGUUUCCAAGUAUCGUUGGUCGUCCACGUCAUACUGGUGUGAUGGUAGGUAUGGGACAAAAAGAUGCUUAUGUUGGUGAUGAAGCGCAAUCGAAAAGAGGUAUCUUAACAUUAAAGUAUCCCAUCGAGCAUGGAAUUGUUAAUAAUUGGGAUGAUAUGGAGAAGAUUUGGCAUCAUACAUUCUACAACGAGCUUCGUGUAGCCCCGGAAGAGCAUCCUAUUUUACUCACUGAAGCGCCUCUCAACCCGAAAGCUAAUAGAGAAAAGAUGACACAAAUCAUGUUCGAGACUUUCAAUGCUCCGGCCAUGUAUGUUGCCAUCCAGGCCGUGUUGUCCCUUUAUGCCAGUGGUCGCACAACGGGUAUUGUGUUGGACUCGGGAGAUGGUGUUAGUCACACAGUUCCGAUCUACGAAGGAUACGCGCUCCCUCACGCCAUCCUGCGUCUCGACUUAGCUGGUCGAGACCUCACCGAUGCCCUCAUGAAGAUUCUGACAGAACGUGGUUACUCAUUCACCACUUCGGCAGAACGCGAAAUCGUGAGGGACAUGAAGGAGAAGUUGUCUUACAUUGCUUUAGACUAUGAGCAAGAGUUGGAAACUUCCAAGACGAGCUCUUCUGUCGAGAAGAGCUACGAGUUGCCCGAUGGACAGGUUAUCACCAUUGGGGCAGAGCGUUUCCGAUGCCCUGAAGUCCUUUUCCAACCAUCCAUGAUAGGAAUGGAGGCGGCGGGCAUACAUGAAACGACGUAUAACUCGAUCAUGAAAUGUGACGUGGAUAUUAGGAAGGAUCUUUACGGGAACAUCGUUCUUAGUGGAGGAACGACAAUGUUCCCGGGCAUUGCUGACCGAAUGAGCAAGGAAAUAACUGCCUUAGCUCCGAGUAGCAUGAAGAUUAAAGUCGUGGCUCCUCCCGAAAGAAAGUAUAGUGUUUGGAUUGGUGGUUCUAUCUUGGCAUCCUUAAGCACAUUUCAACAGAUGUGGAUUGCCAAAGCAGAAUAUGAUGAAUCUGGACCGUCGAUCGUGCAUAGAAAAUGUUUCUAAUUCAUCGGAUACCAGCUUAAAUAUUAUGCUUUUCGAAC